CUGGCCGCCUGUUCCCACAGCCGCCGAGCAGAGUGCUGCCAUGGCGCUGGCCCGGCCUGGGACCUGGGACCCCAGGCCCUCGGCCCAUCUCCUGCUGCUGCUGCUGCUGCUGCACAGGGCCCCAGUCCUCGCCCUACCGGCUGGGACGGUGCCUUCGGAGACCCCGGGCGCCUGCGCCUCAGACCCGUGCGCUCCAGGGACCAAGUGCCAGGCUACAGAGAAUGCUGGCUACAGCUGCGUGCCCCCAGAGCCCCGGGGCUGUGCCAGUCAGCCAUGCCACCACGGCGCUCUGUGUGUGCCCCAGGGCCCAGGGCUUGAUGACUUCCGCUGCUACUGUGUGCCAGGAUUCCAGGGUCCACACUGUGAGCUGGACAUCGACGAGUGCGCGUCCCGGCCCUGCCACCACGGGGCCACUUGCCACAACCUGGCCGAUCGCUACGAGUGCCACUGCCCCCUCGGCUAUGAAGGCGUGACCUGCGAGACGGAGGUGGACGAGUGCGCCUCGGCGCCCUGCCUGCACGGGGGCUCGUGCCUGGACGGCGUGGGCUCCUACCGCUGCGUGUGCGCGCCGGGCUACGGGGGCGCCAGCUGCCAGCUGGACCUGGACGAGUGCCAGAGCCAGCCGUGCGCACACGGGGGCGUGUGCCGCGACCUGGUCAACGGGUUCCGAUGCGACUGCGCGGACACGGGCUACGAGGGCGAGCGCUGCGAGCUGGAGAUUCUGGAGUGCGCGUCGGCGCCCUGCGCGAACAACGCGUCCUGCCUCGAGGGCCUCGGGAGCUUCCGCUGCCUCUGCUGGCCAGGCUACAGUGGCGAGCGCUGCGAGGUGGAUGAGGACGAAUGUGCGGUGGGCCCCUGCCAGCAUGGGGGCCAGUGCCUGCAACGCUCGGAUCCGACCCUCUAUGGGGGCGUCCAGGCCACUUUCCCAGAUGACUUCAGCUUUCGCCAGGCUGCUGGCUUCGUGUGCCGCUGCCCUCCGGGCUUUGAGGGGGACGACUGCGGCGAGGAUGUGGACGAGUGUGCCUCUCGGCCGUGCCUCAGUGGAGGCCUCUGCCAGGACCUGCCCAAUGGCUUCCAGUGCCACUGUCCAGACGGCUACACAGGCCCGACGUGUCAGGAAGACAUGGACGAAUGCCUGUCGGAGCCCUGCCUCCAUGGUGGGACCUGUGAAGACACCGUGGCAGGCUACAUCUGUGGGUGCCCCGAGGCCUGGGGUGGACUGGAUUGUUCUGUGCCACUCACCGGCUGCCAGGGCCACACUUGCCCACCAACUGCCACCUGCGUCCCUACCUUCGAGUCAGGGGUUCACAGUUACACCUGCCACUGCCCACCUGGUACCCAUGGACCUUUCUGUGGCCAGAAUACUACAUUCUCCAUGGUGGCUGGGAACCCCGUACGGGCUUCGGUGCUAGCUGGCAGCUCCCUAGAUCUGGCCCUGAGGUUUCGUACCACGAUACGUGUGGGUGCCUUGGCCACGUGCUCUGACGCUCAAGGCAGCGUGGAGCUGGCGCUGGUGGAGGCCAGGCUUCAGGCCACACUCUGGAGCCACGGCAAGAAUGUGCUCGUCCUGAGGCUGCUGGAACCACCCCUCAAUGAUGGCCACUGGCACCGGGUGGAGGUGACGCUCCGCCUGGGGGUCCUGGAGUUGCGGCUCUGGCAUGAAGGCUGUCCCGCCCACCUCUGUGUGGCCUCCAGUCCCAUGGCCACGGCUGCCCCGGCGCCCACGCCUGCUGGGUCCCGCGUCACCCAGCUGGGCGGCGUGGCCUUUGCGGGCUGCCUCCAGGAUGUGCAGGUGGAUGGGCAUCUCCUGCUGCCCGAGGACCUUGGUGAGAACGUCCUCCUGGGCUGCUGGCACCAGGAGCACUGCCAGCCUCCGCCUUGUGCCCAUGGAGGGGUCUGCGUGGACCUGUGGACUCACUUCCAUUGUGACUGCCCCCGGCCCUACAGUGGUCCCACGUGUGCUGAUGAGGUUCCUGCUGCCACCUUUGGCUUGGGGGGCACCCUGAGCUCUGCCUCCUUCCUACUCGACCAGCCGCUAGGCCCCAACCUCACCGUGUCCUUCCUCCUCCGCACCCGGGAACCUGCUGGCCUUCUGCUCCAGCUUACCAACGAUUCGGCCGCUGGCCUGACAGUGUUCCUGAGCGAGGGCCAGAUCCGGGCAGAGGCACUGGGCAGUCCUGCUCUGGUGCUCCCGGGGCGCUGGGAUGACGGGCUCCGCCACCUGGUGACACUCAGCUUCGGGCCUGAUCAGCUGUGGGGUGUGGGGCAGCAGGUGCACAUGGGCGGCAGGCUCCUCCCCGGUGACGCCGAGCCCUGGGGUGGGCCCUUCCGAGGCUGCAUGCAGGACGUGCGACUCAAUGACCUCCACCUCCCCUUCUUUCCACCACCGCUGGAGAACUCCAGCCUGCCCAGCGUGCCCGGCCGCGGGCAGUCCUGGAACCUCACCAUGGGCUGCGUCUCUGAGGACACAUGCAAUCCUGAGCCCUGUCUCAAUGGUGGGACUUGCCGCAUCACCUGGAAUGACUUCCACUGCACCUGCCCUGCCAACUUCACCGGGCCCACCUGUGCCCAGCAGCUGUGGUGUCCUGGCCAGCCCUGUCUCCCGCCUGCCACCUGUGAGGAGGUCCCUGAUGGCUUUGUCUGUGUGGCGGAGGCCACGUUCCGCGAGGGACCCCCGGCGGAAUUCAGCGGGCACAACGCGUCAUCGGGCAGCGCUCUCAGCGGCCUCUCGCUGGUCUUCCGCACGCGCGACCCCGAGGCAGGGCUAUUGCGCGCUGAGGACGGCCCGGCCGCCGUGUGGCUGGCAGUGCGCAACGGCUCGCUGGCGGCCGGCGUGCGCAGCGGCCCCGGUUUGCCCCGCGCGGUGCUGCCAGCACCAGGGCCGCGUGUGGCCGACGGCGCCUGGCACCGCGUGCGCCUGGCCAUGGAGCAGCCCGCGGCCGUCGCUUCGCGCUGGCUGCUCUGGCUGGAUGGCGCGGCGACGCCGGUGUCGCUGCGUGGCCUGGCCGGCGACCUGGACUUCCUGCGCGGCCCGGGCGCCGCGCGCGUCCUGCUGGCCGAGAACUUCACGGGCUGCCUGGGCCGCGUGGCGCUCGGCGGCCACCCGCUACCCCUGGCGCGCCCGCGGCCCGGCGCGGCCCCCGGCUCCCUCCAGCCCUUCUCGGCCCGGCCCGGAGCGCCCGCCCCGCACCUCGGCUGCAGCGGCGCUCCCGUGUGUGUCCCCUCGCCCUGCCUGCACGGCGGCGCCUGCCGCGACCUCUUCGACGCCUUCGCCUGCGCCUGCGGCCCGGGCUGGGAGGGCCCGCGCUGCGAGGACCGCGCCGACCCGUGUCGCUCGGCGCCCUGCGCCCGCGGCCGCUGCCACGCGCACCCAGACGGUCGCUUCGAGUGCCGCUGCCCGCCUGGCUUCGCAGGCCCGCGCUGCAGGUUGCCUGUCCCACCAGAGGGGUGCAGCCUGAACAUCACCUGUCUCAACGGUGGCCAGUGUAAGGAGGGGCCCCAGGGGGCCAACUGCAGCUGCCAGGAGAGCUUUGCUGGGCAGAGAUGUCAGAUCCCCUGUGAAGCCAACCCCUGCUUGAAUGGGGGCACCUGCCGGGCAGCUGAUGGGGUGUACGAAUGUGUCUGCAAUGCCAGGUUCUCAGGCCAGUUCUGCGAAGUGGUGAAGGGCCUACCACUGCCGCUGCCGUUCCCGCUGCUGGAGGUGGCAGUGCCUGCGGCCUGCGCCUGCCUCCUCCUCCUCCUCUUGGGCCUCCUCUCAGGAAUCCUGGCAGCCAGGAAGCGCCGCCAGUCGGAGGGCACCUACAGCCCGAGCCAGCAGGAGGUGGCUGGAGCCCGGCUGGAGAUGGACAGCGUCCUCAAGGUGCCGCCCGAGGAGAGACUCAUCUAGGCCCACCUGGCUGCAGCUCCAGCCCCUGUGAGGGCCUCGAUUUCUAUCUGGAGACUCAAGGAGGCCACUUCUGGGAGCCUGCAGGGAAAUGGCUGGCCCCUUUUUAGCCUUGGAGAGCUGCUGCAGGGCUCAGGAUACCUGCUGGGCAAGUGUCCCCUUUGCCAGGAGCCCCUGCCUCUGCCCCGUGCUGGGCUGAGGGGAAGGGGCGCGCUCAGGGAAACAGAGGGGCCUGUGAGGUUGUGGACACUCACUGUCCAGCCACCAGGUCUCGCCUCGGCAGAUGCACGGCUGUGCUGGGAGAAGCACCUGUGGGUGCACACGAUGUGUUUUGGGAGUGUGUGUGUAUACGUACAUGUGUGUAUGUGUGUGUGUGUACCUGGGACUGUUGAUCUGCACGUACCCAUGUGAGUGUUAGGGAUGGGGUCACGGAUGUGCUGUCCUUGUUUGUGCGUGUGAUCGUGUAGUGGGUGCAGCUAGCCCCACGGAGGAGCAGCUGGGUGGAGGAGACCACCUUCUCAGUCCCGGGACAGUGGCAGCCCGGGGCCACGAGUGCUCCUGGAGGCCAGGCCAGGGCUGGCCCAAGGACCAGAGCCCCAGCUCUGGCAGCUUCUCCCACCUCCCGUCUCCGGAGGCCUGGAGGCAGCUGGAAAUCAGCGGGAGGGGGGGCAGGAGCCAGAGGUUAAUGUGUGAGCUCCCAGUUCUCCUAACAGAUGCUCCUGGAGGGAGAUUUGAGUGCCCUGCGCUGGAGCCAGGCGGUCUCUGGGAUGUGGACUGCGGGGCAGACCUGCAGGAGCUGGGGGUGGAGUUGGGGGGGUAGUGUCUGGGCCCGCGCAGCCUGCCUCUUGCGGGCCUGUCGCUCGGAGGACGCGGAAAGCAGCCCUGGCCUACCUCACAGGGCUGUUGUGAAGAUGGUGGGUGACUAUGGGGAAGGAUGGGGCUCUGGGACUCGUUACAGUCCAGCCUGUUGUGGGGCUACCUGGGUCGUCCUGUUAGGUGUCCGGAAGGGAGAGGGAGAGCGCAGGGAAGGGGCCUCCCCGAGGGGCAGCCAGGGGGCGAUGAGGAUGGAGGAGCCACCCUCCCUGCCCACCUUGUGCUUCUCCAGUUCCUCCCGCACCAGCGAG
Molecule: messenger RNA, 5007 nt
Organism: Bubalus bubalis (water buffalo)
Lineage: Eukaryota; Metazoa; Chordata; Mammalia; Artiodactyla; Bovidae
Gene: CRB2
Product: crumbs cell polarity complex component 2
Exons: 13
Coding region: 41-3886 (1281 amino acids)
Biological process (GO): establishment or maintenance of epithelial cell apical/basal polarity; heterophilic cell-cell adhesion
Cellular component (GO): protein-containing complex; plasma membrane
Molecular function (GO): calcium ion binding
Source: RefSeq, a predicted model, not a curated record